GGGGAUGCCACCAUUCGCGGUCGGUCGUUCGUUCUCAGCAACACUACACGGUUCCGAACCGUACAAUCCAGGGUCCUUGCCGUACACCGACACGAAGGGCCAAGCCGUCCCGGAGUUGAAAUUCAAACUUCAGUUUGGAUUAAGACAUUCAGCUGUGCGGUAGCAUUUGGAACACCUUCUUGCGGAUAACUAGUGCUCACACUACAACUGGUGAUUGGUUUGUGAAAGUUUUCUGCAUCCAGCACCCCGUCACCGUUGCAGCCCCGUCUCGGGUCAUACCACUUGCCCCCCUCCUUCGCUGGAGAGCAGUGGGGUUUGAAGUAGUGAAAAGUGCUUUGGGCAGAGGAAAAAGUUUGUUCUCAUUGAGGCGGAAAAAAAUCAAGAGGUCAUCGAGCGCGGAAGUUUUGGCAGAAAAGUCGUAAAAAUAAUUUCACGAAAGUAACGAAAAUAUGAAUACUUUAACCUUCGAGUGAGAGCGAGAGAUAAAUUAUCGAUCGGCGGAGGUUUUUCCUGCGUGCAACCUCCUGGCAUCCAGGUGAAAAAGAAGCAAUUUUUCAUCGACGACGACGACGACGACGACGACGGUUCGUUCUGGGAAGUGAGAGGUAGCACAAAGUGCGUUGGAUCUGCGUUGAAGCGUGAAUUACGCGAAGCUGCAAAUUGGUCAGUGAUAACGUUCGGAAAUAUUCAAUUAUUGUACUCGUUAACCUGAGUGAUUCCGUGCUGGAAGGUUGAAUUCCGUUUCCGUUGAACGAGGAAAAAGGAGAUUUUGUGGUGAUUGUGCUGCAAGUGAUAUUCUUGGAAGUUCUGCUCGGAAGGAAGAGCAAAUUUGAGUAAGAAACCAUAGACCAUCAGUUCGGGGAAGCAUCUCGAUUGCAAUAAUCAUCGCAGCGAAACUUGGAAAGUUCAGCACGACAUAAUAUCAAAUGAACGUCAAAGCAUCAGAAAUACAACACUGCAGUGAAAAAUUUGGCUAAGCGUGUUUCCCACAAGCUGAAAAUCGAAUUGACUGAUUUGUGUGAAGUUUAAUAUUUUAUUAAAUCAAACAGUUCCUUUCCGUUUGCGGAUACUGAAUUGAAUAACGAGACAAAAACGACGAAACCAACGAGAAAGCAAAAGCCAAAAAGGACAGAAUAACGCAGAUUUUUAAUUAACCACGUACGACGAAGUGUAUACCACUGGAUUCAUAAGUUUCCAGUGCUCGGGCGAUUGGCCAAGAAAAAAAAAAUACGUAUUUUAUAUCCGAACGCAGGGUGGAAAACCUGGGCAAACAAAAAUUACGCCAUUAAUUUGAGAGCCUCAGCGAAAUUGAGCAGAAGGUCGAUGCUCAAACCGAAACCAACUGCCCCGUCAGCAGUCAGUCAUUCAGUCAGCCAGCCAACCAGCAGGCAGUCAGUGGUCGAAGGAAAAGUUUUUGUCACGACCAACGACACCAGCAAAUCGAAUUUACGGCGUGCACUUUUGAUGGGCGACCAAUGAAUUUCGGUCCCGACCGAUAAUUAUAUCAAAACAGAUUGUUUGCCUUUGAAGUGGGUGCUGUGUCGGUUCGGAAAAUUGCUGUUCGACGAGGAGGGAAAACUGCUGUCGUAAAGUGUACCGAGAAAGUCAUUAACAAAUAUUUUAUGUGCGUGGCAUUGUGAGUGAACGGAGCGCAGAGAAGUGCAAAGUGUGGUGCAAAUAGGUGCAAACAGCUCCUAACAGACGUAGGAAGUUCGUUCGAAAGUGAUUAGAAGGUCGAGAUCGUGACGGAUUUUUCGCCGCAGUAAGUGACGUGAUACGGUUCGGAAUAGCCGUCUUCGAACGCCGCCGGGACACCCACAUCUCCAUCGUUUCUGUCCGUGGGGAACCCAGGCGCUGUCGUCCUUUUUCUGAACUUCUUCCAUCCGUUGCAAGAAAGCUUCUCCCCUGGCGAACGGAUCCCCCCGAAGGCCUUUCAACAUUCCGCUUUUCCAAUUAAAUGUUAUGCCGGCCGCGACCAUGUUUUCCAAGUUCAAGAGCAGCAGCACCAGUGCCCCUCCGCCCAACCCCUACGACACCAACCCGAUUACCCAGUACUUUGAAAUUGGGAAACAGAUCGCCUGCGCCGGCCCGGAACUAGUGUGGAAGAUCCACGAGGGAUACCGAAAGACCGAUAUGAAGGAAUGUUCAAUUUUCGUGUUCGAGAAACGCACAGCCGAAAAGCUGCACAAACCCAAGCGGAAAGACUUGGUCACGGAAAUCCUGCGAGCCUCAGUCAAACAGCUUGAGCGGUUUCGGCAUCCCAAAAUCCUGCAAAUAAUGCACACAGUCGAGGAAAGUUCGGAAACCCUUUCUUUCGCCACCGAGCCCGUCAUCGCCUGUUUAGCAAAUGUCUUAGCAUAUCAGGAAUGUGCAGGGACUGCCCCCGGUCCACCAAGUACAGGUGCCUCACAACAAAUGCAGAACCCCUCCCCCGCCAACAGACCUCCCCAUGCCAAGGAGUAUAGUUUCUUGGAUAUCGAACUGAAAUACGGCAUCUUACAGAUUACCGAAGCGUUAUCGUUCCUGCACUACUCGGGCCAGGUGAUACACCGAAACGUUUGCCCCUCGUCGAUACUGAUCACAAAAAAGGGUACCUGGAAGCUGGCGGGUUUCGAAUUCACCGAGCGGGUGAACGAAACCGAUGCCACCGAUCCGGUUCCGUGCCAAUCGUGGUCCACCCGCACGUCCAAAAUGGUGCAACCCAAUCUGGAUUACAUGGCACCAGAGAACCAAAUCAACUCCAACUGCAGCAUACUGAGCGAUAUGUUCUCGCUCGGAAUGGUGAUAUGUGCCAUAUUCAACCACGGGAGACCGCUAAUACAGUCGGGGAAUUCGCCACCUGCGUAUAUCAAACAGAUGGAAACGCUAGACGAAGCAGUGCACAACAUUCUGCCACGGAUACCAAUCCCCCUGCAAGAAGCCACUACUCGACUGUUGAAAAAAUCCCCUGGUGCUCGGCCUACAGCUCAACUUCUAACACUUAUCAAGUAUUUCAGUGACCCAGCCGUACAAGCUCUGCAGUUUCUGGACGUCAUCAACAUGAAGGAUCCCACGCAGAAAACCCACUUCUAUCGGAGCACGCUGCGGGAGGUGCUUCCGUUCGUGCCACGGAAACUGUGGUGGCAACACAUCUGGCCUAAUCUACAGCAGGAAAUGCGUGCUGAUGAAGUGCUGGCUGCGGUCCUACAGCCCGCUCUAACCCUGGUUCAGGAAUCUUCAAACAGUGAAUACGAAGCAAUCAUUCUACCAACCUUUAAGACUGUUUUUGUAGCCCCUAAAUCUAUACAGGCAACCGUAGCGUUACUAGAGAAUCUACACAUAAUCCUAGAGAAAACACCACGGGACGACAUCAGGACGGAAGUGCUUCCGCUGCUGUUCAAUGCGCUCGAAAGUACAACGAUACAGGUGCAGAGUGCUGCCCUAGUAGCCGUGACGAACGUGUACGACUACCUGGACGACAUCACGAUCAAGAAAAUGGUGCUACCCAAACUGAAGUCGGUAUUCGAGAAGAACCAAAGUGAUCUCAAGAUAAUGGGCAACGUGCUUCAGUGUGUGGAACGAACGCUGGACAAACUGGACAAGUCCCAGAUUAUAGACGAAGUACUGCCUUUACUACUCGAAGUUAGAUUAACGGAUCCGGAUAUUAUUGUACGAGUUGUCAAUAUCUACCGGAUUAUGUUGUGUGAUAAAAAGUACGGACUCACCGUGAACACCAUGGCCACCAAGGUGAUGCCAACCCUCCUGCCACAGACUGUAAAUCCCUCGCUGAAUCUCGAACAAUUUAUGAUCCUCCUGGAGGUCCUCCAGGAAAUGCUGGACCAAAUCGACCGACAGCAGCGAAACAAGCUGAAACUGGACAAUCUCUCUCUCCCAUCGCCCGACCGGCAUCGACCGCUCCGGCAUCAGUUCUCCUCGGAUAACAUGAACGUGCAGCAGUUCAACAUUCCCAACCUACGGAUCGACCAGCGGAAGACUUCCAGUGCCGAAGACAUGGCCCGGAAGAACUCGACAGGUUCGGGUGCUCUAGGUAGCUGGUGGUUCGGUGGAUCGCCCUCGUCGCCGGACAGCAACUUCCUGCGGGUGGUUAACGCGUUCCCCAAUCGGCGUCUGUCGGACAAUACGCUUAUGACGCCCAAGAUACGGAUCGCCCCUUCGUGUGCCUCAUCGCCGGGUGGCACUCCUGGUGGUGGUUUACCAAUAAGACGACACUCAAGUAUUGGACCCCAGGAAAGACGAAGCUCGCACACCAACCUGUCACCACCCACGCAACAGGGCUUCAGCGCUCGCGGCAGUUCCGGUUCGAGCCUCUCAGUGCCUGCAACUUCCGCUUCUUACGUAGGCGGCUCGAUGCCAAAUACGUCAAGCAGCGUGCCGUUUUUGCUCUCGUCCAGCAUGCAAUCGAUCCGUAGCCGCCGAACCUCGACGGUGCUCACUUCCGGCCCGCUCGGGUCCGGAUCGGGUCUGCUACAGCAGCUCGGUUCCGGCAUGGAAAAAGUGUGCGAAUCCCUGCAACAGUCCACGUCGACGAAAAGCAGUAAGAAGAAGUCGUCCAAGCUUGAAACUAAACUGGCCAACAUCAAACCACUGGAUCUGCUAACCUACUCGCCAACCUCACGACGCAACAGUACGGCCGCAGGCUUCCAGCGAAGCUUUCAGAAAAGCCAGAAAAAGGCACUGAAAAACCUUCGAAAAAGCUUCAAGCUUUGAAUGCAAUACCAAGGCCCCGACAACUGCCAACACCAGGCGACUAUCGAUGAGAAGACUGAUGAGCCUGCCAAACCGACCGUGCGAACCGGUUGGACCAACUGGGCCUGGUCUGUGAUUGCGUUUCAAGUGAUAACAAAUCUAAGAAAUUACCUAAGGACCAUCAUCUGCAUCAAUGGAAACCAAAACAACAAUUUCCGCAACCGACAACACCAGAGCGAAAGCCUCCAGUAUUCUGUUUGUAGUGCUGUAUUCGUGUAACUUUGUACUUUCCUAACGCCUAACGCCAAACAAAAACCGUCUCACACCUUCGCACAUCGCCGUUUUUCUAUUUGUGGAUAUGGAUGUCCGAACCAAUUUCGUACUUGACCAAAUCAGAUAGAAUUACUAGUUAACAAACAUUUUGUACCAUGCAAGCGACCACACAUUUGUAAUGCUAAACUAUUACAGUAAUAUCAAAAACAUCAACCAAAUUCUGAACACCAAAAACUUCAAAUCAGUACUGGAAAAAGUUACCAAAAACCGACCGCGCUCCUCUUCUCUAUUUAGCGUGUACAAUGAUCGUUAGUACGGUAGUUUUGCGAAUGCCCCGGCAGCCGGUUCUAGAUCAAGAAAUUCUAUUUUCUAAACCAGAAGCCACUUGCCAAAACAUUCGCUGUCCCAAGUAGUUUGAUACCGAAGUAAAACCAAAUAAAAAAGCCAAUGACAAAAUCCAAAAACCGAGAACCAAGCCUAGCAUGAAGACGAUGCCAAGCAAUGUCUCUGAAACCAGUUGUGAGUGUGUCUGUGUAAAGAGUCGUCCAGAUAGUAACGAGUCCCGUUCCGUUGUCAGAAAUAGACCCAAACCGGAGGUAAGACCCGAAGGCCACACCCGUUGGCUUCCGUAGCGUUUGCAGUAAUGAUAACCACUCAGUAAUAAUACCAGUAGAAGUAUUCCAUACAGUAGCCCCGUUUGGCAGUCGUUUCCGUAGUUCUUGGUCCAUUAUUCAUACCAUAACAUAACCACCACCGUACCGUACCGAUCGAUGGCCUUUUCUUUGUACUGUCCUGUCUAUGAUUCCGCCCCAAAGCAGGAUUCCUUAUGUAGCUUUGUCGGAUUCUUUCCGCCCGUAGAUACCUGUUUCAAGAGCGGAAUUUUUGCCAUAGAUAUACCGUAGGUCAAUUGGUUUUUUCGAGCGAAAGUAGUUGUAAUUGGCCAGUGUUUGUUUGUAUUGAAGUUUCAAUAAAAUUUAGGAUGUGUACUUAACGAUAGCAAAAUUCGCAGAAUUCAAAUUAAAUUUAUAGAUAGUCAAUCGAUUUAUUGUAGCCGUACAGUAUUCCGUUGUUGUCGGUUUUUCGUAGAGUAUGUCAGGUUCUACACAUAAAAAUCAAUUAUUUCAACCAUUUUAUAAAUAUGUAGUAUAUUUUACUCAACGCAUGUGUUUCACUAUUAAGCUACAUUUUUAUUAAUUUAAGUGUAAAUAAUUUGUAUUAUAGAGCUAUUAUUAUUGCAUGCAUUUUACAAUAUAGCUAUGUUUCAAAUGUUUUUCGAAAAAGAUCUUAAUGUUGGCAGUUUCAAUAAAGUGUAUUGCUAAUCAUAAAAAAUAAUACUUAAUUAAAAAGAAUAUCCCUACCACAAUCAUCUUCAUCAUUCAUCAUAAAUGAUCUCACAUAAUACAGACUCUCAAUACAAACUCUUCACAAACAAUGGAAGCAUAUUGGGAUGGAUUUGAGCGACAUUUGUUGAACAUAUAUGAGAGAAAAUAAUCGACAUGAUAGAUGAACAGGUAAAUAAUCGAAAUAUAUUAAGAGGAUUCACUAACAAAUUAAAUAACUGUGUAAGCCAUGAUUGCCUUAAUCAGGAUAAUAUUUAAUCAGUGGUUUACGCUGUAUAGUGAAUUCCCUAAUCAGAUUGAUGUGAUAAAACAACAAUGAAUAAGUGGUUAUUUAUAAUCAACGAUAGAACUUUGUCCAGGUAAUGAUAAUGAGUUGCCAACUGUUGGUAUUGAAGUGUAAGUGUUGGAAUCGCCGAAGUGAAGAUUAUAAAAAAAUAAUAACUACAAAUCAAGCUUGUGUAUAUCUUUCACUUAUAAAAAAAAUCAGCAGUAUUCGAACCGAAAGUUUCUCAAAAUGCAAAUAUAUUAUUUGUCCAAAUACAUUGGUGUUGUUAAAAACAUGUGCUUCUGUAACUCUUGUUUUAUAUUUAAAAGUUUCUACCAAAAUUGACAAAAAAUAAGAAAUAAAAUACUUAUUCCUUUA
Aedes albopictus (Asian tiger mosquito) is the source of this 6942-nucleotide messenger RNA. It is a transcript of the gene bma, whose product is annotated as SCY1-like protein 2. The coding region runs from base 1963 to 4707 and encodes 914 amino acids. Gene Ontology annotation, molecular function: protein kinase activity; ATP binding. The record is from RefSeq and is a predicted model, not a curated record. The transcript is spliced from 22 exons. Gene Ontology annotation, biological process: protein phosphorylation. Lineage: Eukaryota; Metazoa; Arthropoda; Insecta; Diptera; Culicidae.